Molecule: messenger RNA, 329 nt
Organism: Neopsephotus bourkii (Bourke's parrot)
Lineage: Eukaryota; Metazoa; Chordata; Aves; Psittaciformes; Psittacidae
Gene: COPS9
Product: COP9 signalosome subunit 9
Exons: 3
Coding region: 49-222 (57 amino acids)
Biological process (GO): negative regulation of protein neddylation
Source: RefSeq, a predicted model, not a curated record
GCGCGGCCGGAAGCGGCAGGGCGGCCGGGAGUGUGUUGGGGUGCUGUCAUGAAACCGGCUGUGGACGAGAUGUUCCCUGAGGGGGCCGGUCCUUACGUGGACCUCGAUGAGGCAGGGGGAAGCACCGGGCUGCUGAUGGACCUGGCCGCCAACGAGAAAGCCGUGCACGCCGACUUCUUUAACGAUUUUGAAGAUCUCUUUGAUGAUGAUGACAUCCAGUGAACUUAGUUGUCCAGCUAUGCAGUGUUGAGACGUGGAUUUUUCCCUAGGAUCGCCUGUGGUGUCCAUUAUUUAUUAAAAUAAUUAGAAUGGGAAAAUCAUGGGGGGGG